Closterium sp. NIES-65 is the source of this 1080-nucleotide messenger RNA. Lineage: Eukaryota; Viridiplantae; Streptophyta; Zygnematophyceae; Desmidiales; Closteriaceae. The record is from the annotation of a GenBank genome assembly.
AUGCUUUGUAUCAUCCCAUCCCACCCGCUCCCAUCGUCUCCAUCUGCUCGGCUCCUCGCCUGCAGCUACGGUCGCUUUGAGGUGCUCUCGGGCUUUGUGAAUGCGGUCUUUCUCGUGCUCAUCGCUGCACUCAUCGUCUUUGAGUCCAUUGAAAGUCAAACCAACAGCUUGAUUAUUUCAGAGCCUGCUUUAGAGCUCGCUUUUGAGCGUGCUUUAGAGCCUCAAUCCUGCCUUCCUUUCUGUCUAGAUCCUGGCUUCUUCACCCUCUUGCCUUCCUCUUGUUGUCCCUUCUCGCUCCCUCUUUCUCGCUCCAGAAUCCUGGACCCACCAGACAUAUCAACAGCGAACCUGCUGGCAGUGUCUGUGGGAGGCCUGGUGGUGAACAUGGCUCUCCGCUCUUUCUUGCUCCCCACAUGCUGCUUCGUUUCCUCUAGUCAUAAUCGCUCGUGUUCUCCUUCUAUCCCUUUGCUCCUGCUGCCCAGCACUCACUCUCGAAUCCUUCCCACCCAUCGCCUCCUUGCAGGAAUCUUCCUGCACGUGUUGGCAGACACACUGGGCAGUGUGGGGGUGGUGAUAUCAACGCUGCUCAUCAAGUACAAGGGAUGGAUGCUCACAGACCCGAUCGAGACGAUGGCAGGAGUGGUGGCGGUGCGGCAACGGCACUUCUGGUCCUUCACUCCCAAGAUGCUAGUGGGCUCCAUUCACGUGCUCAUCUCUCCAGAUAGCCUCAAAAAUAGGGCCAAGGAGGGAGCUGCAGCGGCGCAUAACGGAGAUGCUUAUAGCGAUUUUCUAACUCCCACCUCACUCCCUCUCUCACUCUCUCUCUCACUCCCUCUCAUUCCCUCACUCCCUCCCCCUCUCACCCAGUCAAACCCCAGCAGGAACUCAAGCCUGGCCAGGCACCCCCGCCCUCCCUCUCAUGUCUGCCUCACUCGCUUCCAUCUCUCUUUACUCACUCGGCUCCACACUCCCACCCCCCACUCACCCAGUCGAACCCCAGCAGGUACUCCAGCCCCGCCAGGCAGUCAAGAGAGGGGUCUGCCUGCACUGCAGCACUAUCAACACCACCCUCCCUCUUAG